Molecule: messenger RNA, 4936 nt
Organism: Paramecium sonneborni
Lineage: Eukaryota; Ciliophora; Oligohymenophorea; Peniculida; Parameciidae
Source: the annotation of a GenBank genome assembly
AUGCAAAAAAAGUUGUUCACUCUUUUGGAAGGGUAUACUUCAUUUUCCUAAUCAUUCCAUAAACAACAUAAAGAACUUUUAAUGCUAACAAUUAGAAUUUUAUUGAUUAUUAAUGGACUUUAGGAAUUAUCAUUAAUUUCUGGCUUAAAAACAGACACAAGGUAUUUAUUAGAGUCUAAAACUAGAAAGAUUUUUAGUAUUAUCUCAUAGUUUGUAAUUACCAAUUAAUUGAUUAUAAUUGAUAAUCAAUAGAUGCUAAUUUAUUUGGUUGUUCUGCAUCUAUUAAUAAAUGUUAUUUGUGUUGCACUUGUGACAUAUUUUAAAAAUUAUCAAAAUAGUUAAUAUCUGCUUAUGUUAUUGAUUAAAAUCUAGCAUAAAAUAUUGAUACUUCCUACAUGGAAUACCAUAUUUUAUUAAAUUAAUCAUUAUCCAAGCAUAUAAAUUUAUAUUUUGACAAUUUGUAAUAUGAUUAUGUAUAUUUAACAAAUUUUAUGGAUGUCAAUUUGUAAAUAGACAUAAUUAAUUGAUUUCACAGGAAUUAUUUACCAUUAAAACCUUUUAGUUGAUUUAUUUUAUGAAGCUAUAACAGUAUUAGCAAUUUUACUUGCUGAAAUAUCAACAGAAACAUGUGUUGUACUAUUUUUAGUUAAGUACUUUUCAAAAAUUUUAUUUUUAAAAAGUAUUCUAAAUUAUAAUGCCACAUUUUAUUUAAUUUAUUAAGUAAUAAUGAUUAAUCUAGUCUUAUGUUUUGAAUUAAAUAUGGAAUUUAUUUUUGUGCUUAUUACACUCUCGUUUUCUAUUUAUAUUACAAUCAAUAUAAGAAGACGAUUAUUUGACUUGUAUUUACUUGAUCAGAAUAUUACAUUAUAGAAAUGCUAGUUAAUUGAAUAUUUGAAUUAUAGCAAAUUUAAAAAUUAGCAUACAUUAUUAUAAAAAUCUAUACUAAUGGUAAGCUAAUUAAAUAUUAAGAGUCAUUCUAUGGUUUAAUUAAUCUAAAUUUUAUUAUCAGAUAAAAAUAAAUAGGAUUCAUAAAUAAUAAAGAUAUAGUGUAAUUAUUCUUAAUAAUUUUAUCCAUUAAGAUCUUUGAUUUUAUUUCAUUCAUAAUAUAAAUGUGAUAGUAUUUUAAAUAAAGCUUAUCUGAAUGUUAUUACAUAAGAAAUUAAUACUUAAAUAAAAAGAAUUUAAGAAGUCCAAACAAAAAAAUCAGAGAUUCCAAGAUUAACUAUAUCAGGAUUUCUUUAAGCUUAAUAUAAGAGCAUUGAAAGUUUAAGUUAUUUAGAAUCAACAUUAAAAUAGAAACUUGGUUUAUUGGAGUAUCUAAGGCUUGGGUUUUCAUCUUAAUCAAGACAAUAGGAUAAGAUUAUUCCUUAUGUAAAAGCGAUAUCUGAAUGUAAAGCAGUGAUUCAAAAGGAAUAUAAUUUAUAAAAGUUUUGUAUAAAGGGUUAAUAGUAUUCUGAUAUAUUAACUUUAAGAAUAUUACAAUUAUAUUUUGGUAUCAUAAUGGUGAAUACAAAAAAAGUAAAUUUAAAAUUAUAAAUUAGGCAUUAGAAAUAGAAAAAAUAGUUGAUGAUUUAUUGAGAUAUGAUAAAUAGUUUAAUGAAUAUACAAUUAACAAUUAAAUUCUUCUCACAAGUAAAGUAAAAUAUACAUAACUUAGAUAGAUCUAUGAUUCUUUAAACAAGUUUAAUUCAUGACUAGGGUUAAUUAUUGAAUUAUAAUAAAGAGUAAGCAUCUUAAUUUUUUUAAUGCCCUUCAGAAACUGUAGGAAAUUAUAAAUAUAUAUACGAUUUUAUGCCAGACUAUAUUGCUUCUUUGCAUGAUGAAUUAGUAAACAAAUUUUUAGAAAAUGGUUAUUCUAAAUUAAUGUAGGUCGGAUCACUUAUUUUUUUGAAAACUCCUAAGAAUUUUAUAUUACCAGGUUAUAUUCAUUUAUAUAAUCCCUUGAGGAUGGAUGAUAUAACAUUAUAUGCAAUACUAACAUAAUCUUCAUAGUAUUUUGAAUAUAUAGUUUUUGAUUAGGAUGGCAUUAUAAUGGGAAUCACCCAAAAAUUAUUCAAUGUUAUGAAUGAUUUAAUAUCUGAAAAUAAUUAAAAGUAUUACAGAAUUCUCGAUAUUAUAGAAAAGGGCGGAUAGAUUCUUCAUUAUAUCUCAUAAAUUCCACAAUAAUUAAAAUAACUCUAAGAAAAUAUUCAAAGUUCACAAAAUUACUAAUUAAUUAAUUUAAGAUCAUUUUGGGAGUUUCCAAACAAUAAUAGUGAAUGUAUUAUUCAAACUUAGUAUAUCAUUAACUAAAUGAAACUAGGAAAUCAAAGAACAGAAUCAGAAUAGGAAGAUAAUGAAUUUUUGAUUGAUAACAUUUAAGUCAAUUUAUUAGAUCCAAAUUUUUAAAUUAAAUUUUCUACUAUUUUAAAUAAUAGAACAACAUAUAAAUUUAGUGAAAUAAAAUAAAAAAUUGAAUUAGCAUAUACAAUUUAAAUGUCAAAAAUUUACAACAAGAUCUAUUUUUUAUUACAAAUAUAAGAUUAUAGAUUAUCUGAUGCACCUGCUACUCUGAUGUCAUCUUCUUAAAAUAAUAAAUCAGGUGGUAAAACUUUAUCAUUAACUAUAUCAUAAUAAUUAGAUUUAGAAUAGUCUGAUAUUAUUUCAUCAGAAGGACAUUAAAUUAGAGAAAUUUAAAUAUUUAAUAAUUUACACUAAUAAUUAUUAGUUGAAAAGUUGUUGUUUGAUGAUCCAGAAAUGGACUAUGAAGGAGUUUAAGAUAAAAAUUCAUCUAAAUAAAUGAAUUUCAGUUAAAACUAAUCAAAAACACCAUUCAUAUUAACCUAAAGAUAAACACAUAGAUAAUUAUUAUCUGGAUAACAAUCAUUUAGAGGAUCUAUGUAAAAAACUGAAUUUGUUUUACCAUAAUUAUCAGUCUAAGAAUAAGUAAAUAAAGAUUAUGAUGUUUUAAAUCAAUUAGAAAGAGAUAUGAUAGAAAUAUCAAGACUUAAAUAGGAUCCAAUUUAAGAAUAUAAUGAUAAUAAAGUUGAAAAUGAUAAUGCUGAUUACAUAUCAAAAUCAUUAUAAACAUCUAAAGAUAUAGAUUAAAAUGAUCAUAAAUAACAUAUGUAUAAAUUUAACUCUCUUUAAAUUGAUUUAAUUAGAGAAAUUGUAGACACUAGUAAUAAUAUUAGAUUUUUAACUAAUGCUAAAACUCUAACCUGGAUUUUAGAAAUUCUAAUUUUAAUUUAUAUUAUCAUAAAUACUUUACUAGUUUAGAAUCAAUUUACUAAGUUUAGAGAUUAAAUAGAUGAACUCUAAUCUAUUUAAUCAUUAAAUAAUAUAAUUGUUUCAAAUUAUUAAUUGUUAUAAUCUACUUAUUUGGAAGGAUUAAACAUUUAUACCUUAAGUCCACUUUUGAAGCAAUCUUUAAAUUUAAGUCUCUCUGAAUCAUUUUAAACUAUAAUUAAUGACUAAUUAAAUUUAUAAAGAAAGAGCUGUAUCUAUCUUGAUCAAUUAGCUAAUGAUUCAAAUUUUGAGAAAUGCUUCACAUAUUUUAAUCGCAUUUAAGAAAAUGAAUUAUCUUAUUUUAGAAAUAGCAUUUUAACUAAUAAUACAUAUGAUUUUUUAAAUGCUAAGAAAUAACCUUCUUAUAUCUAAGAAUAAAUAUACUAUGUGAUCAAAAAAUUUUUAAUUUACUCAGAAUAAUUGUAUGAAUAAUUUGCAGAAAUUAAAUUGAGUGAUGUCUUUAUUGUCAUAUUAAUUACUGGUUUAUUAAUGAUUAUUACCAUAUUUACGUUUAUAUUUAAAGUUGUAUCAAUGAAAUCAAGUCUCAAAUCUAAAUUAGUUACAUUACUUUAAAGGUUAUCUUAAGAAGAAAUAGUUGAAUAAAUAGCCACUUUAACAAUUAUUAUUGAUAGUUGGAAAACUUAAUAAUGGAAAUAAUUUAAUUUUUAUGAUUUAUGGAAUCAUAAAUAAAAUCUAAUUAUUAAAGAAAUUUCCCCUACAAAGAAUAAAAGAAAAUAAGGGACAAAGAAUAUUGAAAAAGUAUUUCAAGAAACAUUUUUAAUUUUUAUUGAAGCUCUAAUUUUAACAUUUUUUAUUCUAUUUUUCGUUGGUGGAUUCAUUUUACUUUAAAAUUUAUUUUAAUCUUAUAUACCCUCAGUAAUUGUAAAUUAACGAUUCUUAUUAUUUUAAUAAAAAGUUGAUUCAAGUGUAACAUUAGGAUAAAUCAUUAAAACUGAACCCUUAGUUAAUAAUUUUAGAAAUAAAACAGAAUAAUUUGAAAUAAUUUAAGAAUAUUUUAAAUUAAUUAAUAAUUUACCGACUAUUAUUUUAGAUAUUUCUGAAUCAAUAGUUUAAUAUGAUUUUAUUGAUUAAUCUGCUAUCAAUUAGAUUUUAGAUUCUUUAAAUUCAGAUUAUUGUUUAUUAUAUAAUUUACAAUUUUGUACAACAAAUUAAAUAGGAAUAUAAUUUUAGAUUGAAUCCUAUAAUUAAUUUUUAAAAGAAGGAGUUAAUGGAAUGAUUUAACAUAUAUAUUAAUUUUCAGUAAGUGAAUUUGAAUAAGAAAAUUAAACAGGACUUUUUGAAAUAGAUUAAGAAUUAAUCAAGUAAACAAUUAGCUAAAGAUUAUUUAUUAAUAUAUUUAUUUAGUUUGUAAUAGACAUUUAGUAAAUAAUAGAUUAAAGUUAGGAAUUUUUGAUAGAAGGAAAUGAAAAAGCAAGUAUAUUAAUUGUAGAUAAAAUUUUAAUUUAUUACUAUGUGUUAGGAUGGAUGUAAAUAUUUUGUUAUUUUUAGUUUAAUGUUUCUUCUUUUUAUAAUAAAUGCAUAUUUAAUAAAAGCAUCAGGAUUAGAAAUAAAUUAAUAUAAAUAUUUAAUAUUGAUAAUUCCUGAAAAUAAGCUUGAUAAUUCUGUAAUAAAACAAAAAUUAAUCAAUAUUAGAACAUAUUUUUUUUGA